This is a messenger RNA of Mucor mucedo, 870 nucleotides long. RefSeq lists its product as uncharacterized. The transcript has a single exon. The record is from RefSeq and is a predicted model, not a curated record. Bases 84 to 818 code for a protein of 244 amino acids. NCBI's taxonomy places the organism in Eukaryota, Fungi, Mucoromycota, Mucoromycetes, Mucorales, Mucoraceae.
UCCAAAGAAAAAAAGGAAAAGGGGAAAACCCCCCACCCUUGUCUGUAAAAAAAAAUAAUUCUUUUUUUUUUCGAACUAUAUAGAUGAACGUCAACAUUCUUUGCCGUCGUUUUGCGCUUGGUAGUCAACAAGUACGUCGCAUUUCAACCGAGUACGUACCUGGCCGUAAGGGAUAUGCUCCUGGAUUCCAAGCACCUGAGGGAAGCCGUGAGAGUAUUAAAGUUGUUCACAAGCGUCGCGAGAUUGGCAGUUCACUGACGUCGCAUCUGCCUGGUAGCGGUCAUAGCCAAAAUGUGACUGAGAAGGGUGCGAUGAGUGCACAAAAGUUAUACCGUCAAGAACUCAAGGAGACCCGACACAAGUAUGCACGCGAGUUAUUAGAGAAGCAAGGACAAAAGGAAUUAAAGUCUGCAGAAAAGUUAGCUGCCACCCAACAAAAGUUAGAACGUAGUUUAGCCGAGUUGGAAGAGGCCAAACAACAACAACGAGAGCAUGAACGCGAGGUGGUUGAGAUGUUGACCUUGGAGAAUGAUACGCAGAGUUUAGAUACAGAGGAUCGUACACAUCAACGUACCCAGAAUCGAUUGGCGAUGGAAAAGGCACAACGAGAGAUUAGACGCAAACAACUCUUGAAAUUGUAUGCGACUACACAGGAUUUCGUCACGCUCGACAAUUUGGAUGCAAAAGUGGAUGCCAUCAUCAGCACCGAAGGAAGAUCGUUCCACGAAUCCUUAUCUGAAUUGAUGAACAAUACAAAUUCCGUACAAUCUGAAAUUGAACAGAGAAAGGCUCAAUUGAAGGAAGUGAUGGGUCUCUAAUCUCUUUUUUUUUGUCUAAAAAAUAAAUAUAUAUAUAAAUAUAAAAAGGUGU